This is a messenger RNA of Paramormyrops kingsleyae, 2835 nucleotides long. Its product is annotated as cell cycle control protein 50A-like. The record is from RefSeq and is a predicted model, not a curated record. Gene Ontology annotation, biological process: phospholipid translocation. Lineage: Eukaryota; Metazoa; Chordata; Actinopteri; Osteoglossiformes; Mormyridae. Gene Ontology annotation, cellular component: endoplasmic reticulum; Golgi apparatus; plasma membrane.
UUGGUGGAGCGUAGGAUCGAGAGAGAAGCAAGGGAAAGAAAACAUGGCUUUAAAUAGUAAUAAAAUAAUAAAAAUAGUAAGGAAGCAAAAAUUGACGUUUGUCAAAGUAUUGUCCGACGGUACAGUACUUUUGCACACAGUUAUACCGGUAUUUACAAAUAUAUUUAGGAUAUUUUGAAAGCUAGCAUUGUACUAGUAGGCCUAAACCCAAAAUACCGCAGUAUACCGUAUUACCUUAAUCGAAAGUACAUUUUGAAAUUAAUCCUAAACCUCGAUCGCAAGCUAACUAGCUAUAUCUCAAGUAAUAAUUGUAGCAGAUAAUCUGAUUCAUAGUUCGUAAAGGAUAUUUUUUCUCAAUACUUGUUAUUACUUUACCAUAGUGUACGAAGUUGCAUGAUUCAGAUUUUGGUUGUUAGCAUAAAGAGGUGGGCGACCUAACGAUGAAGGUAAGCCUUGGUAUGGGCUGCGGUGUUGAACUAUAGGCUACUAUACAAGAUACACGGAUGAACCAGUUUCGUGUCCAAUAUUUAUCCAUUUUUUUCAAGGACUACCAUACUUGGUUGCCUGGUUCAUGUCUAAGUUUACCGUAGCUGAUUUUGCAACAGCUCUGCGUGACUCUCCGAGGCGUAAGUAAUCUAAUCAUUUUCGUACAAGCCUUUGUCACUCAGAGGCGGUGUGGUGCGUUUGUGAGCAAAUAUAACAAAAAUCAGUGAAGAUGAGAUCAAAAUACUGAAUCGAAAAGAAAAUCAGUGGUUUCUCCAAUCCUUAGAGGAAAGACGUAGAGAAGCGCAGCCAUGAUGGCGUCCGGGUACAGCGCGAAGGAAGAAGACGGCCACCUUCCCGGGGCGUCGGGGGCGGCCGGGAGCGGUGUGGCCAAAAGCAAGAAGCCCGACAACACCGCCUUCAAGCAGCAGAGGCUGCCCGCCUGGCAGCCCAUCCUGACGGCAGGCACCGUGCUGCCGGCCUUUUUCGUGAUCGGCCUGAUCUUUAUCCCUAUUGGAAUCGGCUUAUAUGUAACGUCCAACAAUAUAAAAGAAUUCGAGAUCGACUACACGGGUGCUGACAUGUCCAGCCCGUGCUUUAACUGCUCCCAGAGCUCGAGCUGGAACAGCACAUGGCCCUGUCGCUGCUCCAUCGCCUUCACCCUGGACCAGCCCUUUGAGAGCAAUGUGUUCAUGUACUACGGACUGUCGAACUUCUACCAGAAUCACAGACGUUACGUGAAGUCGAGGGAUGACAGCCAGCUCAAUGGCGACAAGUCAUCACUGAAGAAUCCAAGCAAGGAGUGUGAACCAUAUCGCACUAGUGACAACAAGCCGAUUGCCCCGUGUGGCGCUAUUGCCAACAGCCUUUUCAACGACACUUUGGAGCUGUUCUAUAUUGACCCCAAUGGCACUAGAACCCAGAUUCCCCUGAUGAAAAAGGGGAUUGCGUGGUGGACGGACAAGCACGUGAAAUUCAGGAACCCUGGUGGAACCAACUUAAACCUCAGUACGGUCUUCCAGGGCACAGCCAAACCUGUAAACUGGCACAAAUCCGUGUACGAGCUGGACGCGGAUCUCGAAAACAACGGCUUCAUUAACGAGGAUUUCAUAGUGUGGAUGCGCACAGCAGCCCUGCCCACCUUCCGCAAACUCUACCGGAUCAUCCAGAAGAAAAGUAACAUGACCCCCACCCUGCCCAGGGGCAAUUACACCCUAGAUAUCACCUACAACUAUCCGGUGCUAAGCUUCGAGGGCCGCAAGCGAAUGAUCCUGAGCACGAUUUCCUGGAUGGGGGGAAAGAAUCCCUUCCUGGGCCUGGCGUACAUCACUGUGGGCUCCGUCUGCUUCUUCCUGGGUGUGGUGCUACUCAUCAUCCACCACAAGUAUGGGAACCGCAACAACAGCGCUGACAUCCCCAACUGAGGCUCCGGCGCAGGAAGCCCCACACCCCCGCCCCGUGGCAGGGAUGCCCGGCCAGGAUCGCUUGCUCAUUAGACACCCAAAGCUCUCCUCUUAGUGACAACGCAUCCCGUGUACGUUUGGAAGCCUCCCCGCUUGUGUGAAGGGCCCCCCGCCCGGGUUGUUAGGAGUCACACUCUAGUGAAUGAAAAUAACAAAACUGCUGUGAGAUUUUUGCUGUAUUUAAAGGUCCCCAUUUACCAAACUAGUGAAUUAUAUGUUUCCUUUUGUUCUUUUUUUUCCUCUGUAAAUGUAUCAGUGUAGACAGUGUGUGGUUAUGUUGGAGUGGAGACUACUGGCUAGCAAAUGACUUGAAGAUGUAAAUAAGCUGCGCUGAUGUGGAUGUUCAAAUUUACGAUUUAAAAUGUGUGAAAUAUGCAGAUAAGCGGCGGUAAUGCACUGUGUGUGUCGUUUGAAACGAAGUGCACAGGAUGGUUUGGCUCUUGACAUAUUGAGAUACAGUAUGUUGCAUGUUACAGAAAACGGCAGCUUAUCCCCUUUAAAAUAUUCAGUGAAAUUCUUCAUUCCUGAAUUUAAUAACCUUGAAUUUAAGAAGUGCAAGAGGAUCUUGGUACAAAUUGUACUCUGCUUUGUAAAAGCUUGUUGCUUGCGCCCAUGUGUUUCUUUACUGUGAGAUACACCUGUGUUCAUUACAAGUGCAUGACAGCCUAAAACAAGGAAGAGUUUGGACCAAAUUAUUCCUUUGAACUGUAAGCUUAAUUUACUUCAGUGGAGUAUGGCUAUUUAAUGACCAUUAGACUAUAAAUACGAGGGGUUUGGGCAUCGUAGUACAGGCAUUUUUUAUUUCUGACCUUAUGCAAUGUUUCCCUGUGCGUGAUAAUCUCACAUUUUAUUGUUUCGUAUGGUCAAUUCAAUAAACACUACAAAACAA